GGAGGCGGGGAGGCUCAGUGCGCCUGCGCGUGUCAGCGUCGUCGUCCAGAAAGCACACGCUCGCUCCCCUUCCGCCAUUUCGGGGCCAUUCCCCGCCUGCGCCUUCCCCUCUUUCCUUCCUUGCCCGCGGGCGCCCUCUGGCGGCGGAGGCAACAGCGGGGCUAGUUCGGGGGCGGGCGUUUGAUGGCUGUCGUCGGGGGCCAUGGCCGAUUACGGGGAGGAGCAGCGCAACGAGCUGGAGGCCCUGGAGUCCAUCUACCCGGACUCCUUCACAGUGUUAGCAGAAAAGCCCCCAAGUUUCACUAUCACUGUGACGUCUGAAGCAGGAGAAAAUGAUGAAACUGUUCAGACAACCCUCAAAUUCACAUAUCCAGAGAAAUAUCCAGAUGAAGUCCCACUUUAUGAACUUCUUUCUCAAGAGAAUCUUGAAGAUGGUGAUGUUACAGACAUAUUGAAAUUAUUACUGGCGCAAGCAGAAGAGAACCUUGGUAUGGUAAUGAUCUUCACACUAGUAUCGGCUGUGCAAGAGAAAUUAAAUGAAAUAGUAGAUCAGAUAAAAACAAGAAGAGAAGAGGAAAAGAAACAGAAGGAGAAAGAAGCAGAGGAGGCAGAAAAGCAUUGUUUCCAUGGCACUCCGGUCACCAUUGAAAACUUUUUAAGCUGGAAAGCAAGAUUUGAUGCUGAGCUUUUAGAAAUUAAAAGAAAAAGGAUGAAAGAAGAAGAGCAGUCUGGUAAAAAUAAGCUAACAGGAAAACAGCUGUUUGAAACAGAUCAUAAUCUUGACACUUCUGACAUUCAGUUUUUAGAAGAAGUUGGAAACAGUGUGGAAGUGGAUGAAUCCUUGUUCCAGGAAAUGGAUGACUUAGAAUUGGAAGAUGAAGAGGAUGAUCCAGAUUACAAUCCUGUCCAUCUAGACAGUGACUAGACUGAAAUUUCUGUGCCAUCUAUACUUACCUAGAGAUUUGAACAUUUGUACAGAGAGAAACCAAGAUAUGUUUUGGUUCCCUUUGGAAAAAUAUUUUCAUGCCAGGAAACCUCUCCUCUGGCAUCUUUCAUCACAGAUAAUAAACCAACUAACAUUUGAAAUAUAAA
This is a messenger RNA of Sceloporus undulatus (fence lizard), 1092 nucleotides long. RefSeq names its product RWD domain containing 1 (gene RWDD1). Gene Ontology annotation, biological process: cytoplasmic translation. The transcript has 7 exons. Gene Ontology annotation, molecular function: protein binding. The record is from RefSeq and is a predicted model, not a curated record. Lineage: Eukaryota; Metazoa; Chordata; Lepidosauria; Squamata; Phrynosomatidae. The coding region runs from base 203 to 925 and encodes 240 amino acids.